ACGGGCUUAGCAAUCCCGAGGUACCCGAGCUAAAGGAGAGCUAGAGGGCUCCAAUAGAAGAGAAGUAAGAGAUGCUGCACAGUAUUAAAACAAUGCAGGAAUCAUGUAAGACGAUAAAAAGAAGAAUGGAAAUAAGCUAGUAAUAAGUAAGCAGUAGUGCAAUAACUGUAUAAUAACUCACGCACUUUAAAUAAAUGAACUUUAAUGAAUUCUAAAUGAACUUUAAAUAAGAAGUGUGAUGUAUUGGAAGAGGUAAUAAAUUAGAAUUAGCAUAACAACGAAAUAUACAUUUAAACUAAAAAAUAUAUAUAUAUAUACUCUCUACAGACAGCGGUGCCCACUCCGAGAGAGCCAAAACAAAACAUGCUUAGCGAUUGUACACAUACACACACACUCAGGAACAUGCAUACAUUACAAGAAGAAUGGAAAUAAGCUAGUAAUAAGCAAGCAGUGGUGCAAUAACUUUGUAUACUAACUCACUCACUUCAAAUAAAUGAAUGAAUGAAUGAUGGCUACCAAUGUCCCGGUAGUCUCGGCUCCAACCCUCCAGGACUUGGAAAACGUUUCCUCUUCCACCAUGAAUUCUGCAAAACAUAAAUACACCAAACCCGGACUUUUGGAUCCACCGCUCAUCUCAAGGAUUUAUUACAUCCCCCAAUUAAGAAAGAAGAUUCCUCCGAAGAAAAAGCCCUGGAAGCGUUCGCCAUUAGCGCUCUAUCUCCGCAGAGCAAUCCCGCGCCAGCAAUGGGAAGUCAUGUUCGCGUUGGACAAGUUUUUUCGAGCCCGGGCGCGCGAGACCCAUCCUUCGAUAAAUCGUCCCGGCGAGAAAAUGCCGCUGGUUCGACGACGUUUGGUCCUGGAAACGUUAUCUGGGAGCAGCAACCACCGAUUUAUCCCGCGUCGGCAGCGAACGCCAGCGAUCGUAACCUAAUCGCGAUGCAAUUAACCGAGCAGUUUCCAAUUAGGCCCGUAACAGGCGAUCCGAGCUUUUGCGCGACGCGCGCUGAUAUUAUUGCUGAAAAUAUUGCGGAUUGCCGGGAACGUCGGGAUGGAAAUAAUGUGUGAGCGUGAAGGGUAUUGCGAAGAGUAGCCAGAGAUAGGGUUGGGCAAUCUUUGGACGAGAUGACAGCGUUCGUGGCGAUUAUGAAUCCAUCAGGCGAUUGCGAGAGGAAUAAUAAGACCAUAUAGUAAGAAUGUAUAGUUAGAACGUGCUGAUAGUUUUCAAUUACCACCUACGGAAGAGUUGUGUAGUAUCCACUGUAAACAGAAGUGUCGUGGAUACACUAGUUAACACUUUAUACUACCGGGCUAUUUAGAAACAAUCUUUAAUUCAAAAAAGAAUCUUCUACAGUAGCAUAUACCAAUAUAGGCUGACAAUAAUUCCUCCAUACUGUUACUAAGUACAUUGAAAGCCAAGUCUGUUUCCAAAAACUGAACAUUGUAAGUAGACAACCAUCGACACAGUAAAUAAAUUCGAAAAGCUAAAGACUGGAAUUAAAAAGCCUAUAAAUAGGCUCCCGGUAAAUAAAGUGUUAAGGUUACGUUGUAUAUUUGUAUGGAAAACGCAUGCAAGACAUAUGUACCUACAUAAAUAUCCCACAUAUCAGUCCGCGGUAAUAACCCUUCUUUAUUGGAUAUACAGUUGUCUACACUCUGCACCAGUAUCUCAGCGCUUUAUACUCGAACCACCCCUAUACAAAAGAGUAUACCCUCAACAAACCUCCAACAAACCCUCAACGAACCCUCAAGAGAAAAACGAUAUAUUCCCCGAUGAGAUUUGCCAAGUGUCCCCCACACAGCAGAUUUUCUCAAGGCAGCCCAACAGUAAAAGCAGCCCCAUAAAUUAAAAAGAAAAAUAGAUCAGCGUGACACGGUGUACGAGGGCGCGCGGAAAGACGAAUAGGACUUCGCGAUCUGCGCGUACAGGACGCAGGGGGAAGGAGCUCGGUGAAUUACGUAGGUUCGUAAGUCAGUCUCGCGGAUUUCCGAAGAUAUCGGGAGAGGUACGACCCCGGCCCGCGGCGGGGCUCGGGCUUAUCCGCCGGCCGAUCUGGUCGGACAUUAUAGGGCCCGACAACGCGACCGGGUGGGAGGGAGAUGCUGACCGCUGGCGGAGUAUGGUCGGGCGAAAAAGAUUUUAUGAAAAUUGCCCCGUGGCCCGCGCUCGACGCUCGUUCGGCGCCCUUCGGUGGCCGUGGGCGUCUAGGCCACGCCCACCGCGAGUUCGUUCGCGACACGCCGCCCGUGACACGCCCCUACGAUUCGCCAUCCCCACUCCGUCUCCCUGGCUCUGUCUCUCUCCCACUCCCGUCCGCGCGCUGACGCUCUGAUCGCUCGCGGGGGGACUCAGUUCUCUCUCGACCGCGGUUCCACGCGGUUCGCGGUCUCUCUCGCGAGAUCCUGUCGCCGCCUCCGCCCCCGCCCUCGCGACUCCAUCGACCCUCUCCCCCCGCCCCUGGCCGAACGGCUCGCCAGAGGUGACUGUCCAGGGCAGUUUCGAAGCCGCAGUCAACGGUUGCACCGCGUUACAGGAAGUAGUCUCGCUCGGUUUGUUACUCUCCAUUGCGUGCCAGCGGCUCUCCGCUCGGUUCAGGAGCCUCCUUCCCAGCUUCGCGUGUCCUCCUAUCGGCGAUCGAAUGUGCGCGUCCCGCGUCCAAGGUAUCGAUAACGUCGUGUCUGACCUUGUCGCGGAGCACGGAGAGCGUAGGAUCCGUUCCGCGUGCAAGGAUACGUCGCUCCGCGAAAGGAGCGGCCGCGGUGGUACGGUGAAGUGACGGAAAAAGUGUGACGGAAUGACUAGUGCGCGAGUUCGCACGUGAUAAUCGACCCGAUGAUCGAACUCGAGUGGAAGCGAUUCGCGGGGGAAACGGCGACGCGAUCGUUCGAACUACGGAGGGCAGGAUUGCGCGAGUAAAUCGGAGGACAGUAUUCGUGCGGAUCCGAAGGUUGCCGAGAGGGAAAUCCGAUUUUCAAAAUCGAGGAGGCUGGUUGUCUUGGAGCUUUGAGAUUUCGAGUCGAGGAAGGAGCCACGGUGAAGGAGCAGCUCCAACCCCUGCGUCUGGACGGUAGGAUGCCGAGCAGCCACGACUGAUUACGAGUGAAUGCCGCGGUUCUAGCUCUCGAGGAGGAUGUUCCACGGGGGCGGAAGCGGUGGUUACGGUGCAAGUUCCGACUACCAGCAGCAAUCCCAGCAACAGCAACAGCAGCAACACGGGCAGCAGCUCCAGGCACCCGUCUAUGUGCCCUCCUCGAGGCCCACCAUUCCGUCGGCUGCGACGGCGGCCGCAGCCGCAGCCGCAGCUGCCGCGCAGUACCAUUCCUUCCCUGCGUCUGGCUCGCCGGCUUGGGAGAAGACAGCGGCCUCCUGGCAGCAUGGAGUGGAGACGUACGCCGCGCAUCACGCGCUCGCCGGCCACGCGAGCGGUUCCGCUUCCGCAGCCGCGGCUGCCGCGGCCGCGGCGGCCAUGGGCCAACACUCCGGCCACGGCCACCCCCACGCCGGCCACCCCCACACGGGCCACCCUCACUCCAGCCUCGCUGCCGCUGCGCCCUUCUACGCGCAGAACGUCGCCAUGAUGUCCUCCUGGCGCGCCUACGACGGAGCUGGAUUUCAACGGGCGUCGCCGUACGACACAGCGAUGGACUUUCAGUUCGGCGAGGGCCGCGAGUGCGUGAACUGCGGAGCGAUCUCUACGCCCCUGUGGAGACGUGACGGCACCGGGCAUUAUCUAUGCAACGCGUGCGGACUUUAUCACAAGAUGAACGGAAUGAACAGACCGUUGAUCAAACCCUCUAAACGGCUGACAGCGACCAGAAGGCUGGGGCUGUGCUGCACGAAUUGCGGGACCCGCACCACCACCCUCUGGAGGCGCAACAACGAGGGCGAGCCGGUGUGCAACGCGUGCGGUCUCUACUUCAAGCUGCACGGGGUGAACAGACCCCUAGCGAUGCGGAAGGACGGCAUACAGACGCGGAAACGCAAGCCGAAAAAGACGCCGGAACCGAACGCCAGACCUUCUGCUGGGGACCAUGAGGCCACCGCCGUCUCGAACGCUUCGUCGCCGUCCAACGAACUGAAGAGCAACCAGCAGCAGCAGCAGCAGCAGCAGCAACAACAACAACAACAGCAACAACACCAGCACCAGCAACAGCAGCAACAGCAUCAAAUCGACGGUUCCAAGCCGUCGAGCGGCGCUUCCAGUUCGACAGACAGACCAGUCUACCUAGGCCACACGUCCCUGCUGGCCACAGGCAGCGUGGCCACCGUGAAAACGGAGCCCCGAAGCUGCGACGGCAUCGUCGGGCAGCCCUACUCCUCGUACUACCAGCAUCAUCCCCAUCAGUUAGGCGUGUCGACCAGCGAGCAUCAGCAACAGACGUACUACGGGAGCCAGGAGGCACCCUACCAUCAUCAGCACCACGUCACGGCCGCCGCAAAACUCCUCGCCUCAUCGUAACUCGUCCAUUAACGGUCAAAAGACGAAGGAAACCUUUCGCGGAAUCUUCCACAUGGAAGUGCACGAGGAACGAAGGAACAGAAAGAAAAAGUACAUUACCAUGCGUCUGCACCGUCGAUGACGAUCCAGGUCACGUUUGGAGUCAUCCUAAGACCCAAGGAACAUCACCUUAGCAAUAGCAAAGUAACAUGGCGAUUUUUGUGAAGCCUGAAAGCCAGCAUCAAAGAGUAUAUUCAUCGAAUGGAGUCGAAACUUAUAACUUAGAAUUGUGGAGAAAAUGACUCUCUUCCCGUGGCUCAUUUAUUGAAAAUAAAUAAGGCUGGAUUUCGAGACCUUGAAUGAAAAAGGUUUGGUGGGACCUCCUCGAUCAUGAGUAUCAUCAUGUACAGUGUUUCAUCUGCGACGCAACUAUUCAUAAAAAUUAGUGUGUUACAGUUGA
Hylaeus volcanicus is the source of this 4896-nucleotide messenger RNA. RefSeq names its product GATA-binding factor A-like. Gene Ontology annotation, biological process: cell fate commitment; positive regulation of transcription by RNA polymerase II; negative regulation of transcription by RNA polymerase II. The coding region runs from base 3129 to 4457 and encodes 442 amino acids. The transcript has 6 exons. Lineage: Eukaryota; Metazoa; Arthropoda; Insecta; Hymenoptera; Colletidae. Gene Ontology annotation, molecular function: DNA-binding transcription factor activity, RNA polymerase II-specific; RNA polymerase II cis-regulatory region sequence-specific DNA binding; zinc ion binding. The record is from RefSeq and is a predicted model, not a curated record.